CGCCUGCAGAGGGGAGCAGCCGCCCGCGCUCGCUGCGCUCCCCCCGCGCCGGAAUCUGCGCGCCCGUCUCCAUUCAUGCGCCGCGCUGGGGGGGGGGGAGGGACCUGCCCCCAGCCCUCCCCUCCGCCAGCCCCCCGCCACCCCGGCCGGCGGCCAGCUGCCCAGCCCCGCUCCCGUCGCCGGCUCGGCCCCCGGCCGCAAACAAAGGGCGAGCGGCUGGGGCUGGGCUACUCCGCCGGCCGGGGGCGCAGCAGCGGAGCUGGGCGGCCGUGGGGACGCGCAGCCGGGGAGCCGCUCCUAGCGAGGCUCCAGGCAGCCAGCGAGAGCAGCGUUUAACUCCGGCCCUUGCCCUGCGUCCUAGGGCCGCGUGGCUGAGAGCAGAGGAGACCCCCGGCUGGACGGGGACAUGAAGAAGAGCCGGAGCGUCCUGGCUGUGACGGUGGACGAGAAGCCCAAGGACCUGCUGGAGCCCGGGCUCUGCAGCCGCUCCUACACCGCUGGCAGCAUGCUGGGCGCGGACCUGCGGCGGGGCCGGCGCCGCCUCUCCUCCAGCCUGCAGGUGCCACCGUGGAAACCCCUGGACCGGGCGCGAUCACCGGAGGCCGACAGCGUCCAGAGGCCGACCACCCUGCCCCUGCGCAUCCCGCCCCGCAUCGCCAUCACCCACGCUGAGCCGGACAGGUAG
Chrysemys picta bellii (western painted turtle) is the source of this 685-nucleotide messenger RNA. NCBI's taxonomy places the organism in Eukaryota, Metazoa, Chordata, Testudines, Emydidae. The record is from RefSeq and is a predicted model, not a curated record.